CUUCUUUCAGCUUCAUGGGUUCGGUUCCGCUUUUUACUUUCUCUUCUUGUCUUCCCGAUUCUCUCAUGUCUAUACUUCUCCGUUCUCUUUCCUGUGAAGUCUGAGACCGCAAAAAACUCGAAUUCUGGACCGGAGAGGACGAGGGCUCGCUUCUGGGGUUCAUCAAGGGUUCUUAGCUCGUCAUUUCUUGCAGUCUUCCUUUGCGUCUUCCAGAAAUCCAGGAAUUAAAAUGUAUCUUGAGGGAAAGAUGAACUGGAAUGUAUUGAUUUCUCCUGAGCACCUGGAUGGGAAGGGAUUGAUGCUGCAACGCUCUAUAAUCCUACGUCUAUUGGAGGACUUUGCCACUAGGAAGGCCACCAAGGAUCAUGGUUACUUUCUUGCAUUAACUACCUUGGAUAAAAUAGGUGAAGGGAAGGUCAGGCAGGACUCAGGCGAUGUCCUCUUCCCUGUGCAGUUUAGUUGCAUCACCUUCAAACCAUUCAAGGCAGAGGUUUUGCAGGGUGUUGUAACCAGAAUUAUGAAACAAGGGGUUUUUUUGAGAUGCGGACCCGUUGAGCAAAUAUUUCUCUCAGCUACUAAAAUGCCAGAUUAUCGUUUUGUACCUGGGGAAAAUCCUUUCUUUCUCAACGACAAACAGUCAAAGAUGGAGAAAGAUGUAAUGGUAAGAUUUAUGGUGCUUGGGACCAAAUGGGCGGAGGCAGAGCGGGAAUUUCAGAUGGUGGUCACGUUGGAGGGUGAUUUCCUUGGACCUAUUCCAUAAUGUGGCCAUGAAGAGCUUUAAAAGGGCUAGUGAAGUUACAUUAUAACCGAUGUCUACCACGAGUGUCAAUGACAGCAGUCAAAGUGGGUUAAGCUUUGUGAAUGUUAGAUGCAAAUGUCCUGAACCCAAAAGGGCAUUGGUGCGAAUUUCAAAGUCUAGUUUGCACCCAAAUAUGUUGUACUACUGUUGCCCUGAACCACCAAGAGGAUGUCGAUUCUUCUCAUGGUGUGAACCUAUAGCUACACCAAGACUUUUGCCACCCCUUGCAACUAAUUUAAAAGUAGUUGUUGGUGAAAGAAUCCAAAGUCAACAGAUGAAAGAAGAUAUUCGUGCCUUGAAGAAAAGAAUUAAGUAUUUAGAGAAAGUGUAUGGAACGAUGAAAAUUGUAAUUGGUGUGCUUGUGGUGGUGUGUUUAGUGCUAUGUGUUAAAAAAUGACUUUACAAUGUUUAAUAGUGAAGUUGUGUCAAGUAUGUAAGAAUUUGAACUAAAUGAAAUUGUUCAUUCUCACUGUUCUUAUUACUAAGUUAUUGAUUAAUCAUGACCCUCAAAUUGAAUGGGUAGCAUUUUGAUGGA
Molecule: messenger RNA, 1334 nt
Organism: Macadamia integrifolia
Lineage: Eukaryota; Viridiplantae; Streptophyta; Magnoliopsida; Proteales; Proteaceae
Product: DNA-directed RNA polymerase V subunit 7-like
Exons: 4
Coding region: 230-760 (176 amino acids)
Biological process (GO): DNA-templated transcription initiation; DNA-templated transcription
Molecular function (GO): single-stranded RNA binding; single-stranded DNA binding
Source: RefSeq, a predicted model, not a curated record